Molecule: messenger RNA, 4404 nt
Organism: Volvox carteri f. nagariensis
Lineage: Eukaryota; Viridiplantae; Chlorophyta; Chlorophyceae; Chlamydomonadales; Volvocaceae
Exons: 8
Molecular function (GO): ATP hydrolysis activity
Source: RefSeq, a predicted model, not a curated record
AUGGCUGACCGACCAAAUGAUCCACCCCACCAAACUGGGGCUCGCAGUCGUGAGCGCCUGGGCACACUGGCUGGUGGCCUGCAUUUUAGAGGGAUACUUGCGUCGAACACGCACCUCACUGUGGAUGCAGCACAGUUGCGGGAUGUUCGUCUGGAUCCGGGCAGGGCUGCAGAGCAGCAGCGGGACACGGCUGCACGAGCUGCUGCCCGUCAAAACCCGCAGUACAGGGCUGCGGAGCAGCAGCGGGACACAGCUGCACGAGCUGCUGCCCGUCAAGACCCGGCUUACAGGGCUGCGGAGCAACUGCGCCGCCGAAAUCCGGAGUGCAGGGCUGCAGAACAGCAGCGUAACACCGCUGCACACGCACAGGCCCGUGAUCAGGUGCAUGCAAUACAGCUUCCGCAGGCCAGCUUGCUUGAGCGUUUGCGGGACCUCAUGCGGUUUCCCUGCUUGCACGAGGGCCACCGCCCUGCACUGCCUGAUUUUCUGGAGGCCAUUCCGGAAGGGUGCGUGCAGGAUUUGCCCCACGGUGAACUCCCGGUGGAGCGGCAGUGUUCGGAAGACCAGUCAGCACUUCGUGCCUGGGUGGACAUUCCCAACGUGGACAUUUUACGUGCCGACAUCAUGUGCACUGCUGCCGUGCCGCGUCAUGCACAUACCCUGGCUUGGCGGCGCAUGCCCUGCACUGCCCAAGCUCGGUAUCGUAUCAGCAGAUCCGAGCGUGGCAGUAGUGGUGGCGCCGGCACUGACGCCGAUCCAGCGGCAUUCGUGGAUGAAGAUGCGUUGGCGGUUGACAGUGAUGGUGCAGGUCAUGGGGCUAAUGAGCCGGAUUCACCGGCAGGUACUGCAGUGGACACAGCCCCGGUGCAGGUGCCACCGGAAUUGCAGCCAUACCCACCACGGGUGCAGCCACGACCUUGCCUCGAGGAUCCACGGAGUGUGGAGGUGCCAUUCUGCAUGCGCCUUGAUGCGGACUUGCCAAACCGGACCAUGUUCCGUGACGAUGCUGGCCCUGACCGAUUCACUAUCUGCACCUCUUGCGAGAAGGCACUGACGGCACGCCGAGUGCCUGAAGCGGCUCUGGCGCGAAUCGAUCCAGGCGACGUGCCAUCUACAAAUCACCUGGGCGACCCGUUGCCUGCACCCACGUUUGUGGAGAGUCAGCUGUUGGGCCGGGGCCGUCUCAUGCAGCAGCUAAUGAUUGUGCAUCUCGCGGGCCGCCCCCCCGAGGUGUUGCCGUGUGCCGUUCAGUCACAUGGCAUUGCAGUCGUAAACCCCGACCCCAAUAUGCUACGAGGCCAGCUGCCCGCACGUGUUGCGGAUUUGGCAGGCGCCUUCACGGUGGUGUGCGUGGAUCAAGUCCGAGACCGACAGGACUUGCUGGAUCGCGUCCGCCGUGCACCAGGCCUGAAAGUUCGAGGCAACGUCAUCGUCGCCUGGGUGCGUUUCCUUCAGCAUAAUGACGAGGAUGAAGGUGCGGUGGACGAAGAAGCUCUACAGGAGUAUGAGCGUAUGGGAUGUGUUGCACGAGUACCAGAGGCACUGCUGCACUCCGCAAUCGGUCCUACGGAUCCAGAAGUCGCUGGUGUACUGCGGAGUACGUUCCUGCACGACCGUACCGGCGCUGCUGGUGUACGACAGCUGCAGGAGACGUUGCAAGGAAACGUUGCUGGUGAGAUCAUUCAGGGCGGUGGCGCUUAUGGAUCACCGCUUGAUACAGGUCCUGACGGGCCCACGGCCGGAACAACUGCCUCUGACACUCGUAUGGCAGCUGAUGCCGAUCUGGGCGUUCCGAAUGAACUGGAGGUGGUCCUUCCGCAACCAGCUCCUGUUCCGACGGACGGCAGCGACUUUGAUAACCGGCCCAAUGUGGUGCAUGACCUGCUCACCGGGCGUGCACGUCUCGCAUUCGCUGCUGGCGGCCGUGGCGCUCAGGUCCUGGAUGACCGCCACCCAGCCAUCCUUAACGUCUGCUUCCCGGUCUCGUUUCCAUAUGGUUUGUCCGGACAGCGGCCACCGGGUAUGUCGUUCGCCUCAUAUUGCAGCCACCUUGUACGGCGGGUGCCACGGUCACAGUUCAGCAGCAACUUAAUGCUGCUUGCCCGAAUGUAUGAUAUCAGCGUGCGGCAACAAAGCAUGGCGCAGGUAGGAGUGGCCCUGCGCAUGCGACCACGACUGGGUGGACCAGCGGCACGGGUACCGAGGGAUGUGGUACGCACCAUGGCGGACAUCUUGGUGCUGCCAUACCGUCACGCCCAGCGACGGCAGCUGCUGUCGCAGCAGUCGCCCGUGGUGCGUGCCCUCCUGGAUGGCGCACGUGCCAGCCUCCUGCAAAUCGACCUUACAGAUACCUACUAUAAUGGUGCAAAGGCCAUGAUGCGUGCGGCUGCCCUUACCAUCGGCUGGCCACCAUUGUUCUUCAAUCUCAACCCGGCGGACAUGCAUGCUGGCUGCGCUGUUGUAGCCUCUGGUCAGCUUAUAGAGUUCGACGACGCCGGUCGUCCGACCCAGAUCAGCAGCACGGUGGACAAGUGGCGCCGCGUCAAAGAAGACCCGCACAGCUGCGCGGCACUGCUCAUCGCCACAAAAGAGGUGUUGGUGGAGCAGUUGUUUGGCUUUGCACCUGGAGCAAUGCGGCAGACUGACCCUAACUGCUUCUGUGGGGUCGUAUUCGAGGUAGUCGUCAAGGUUGAACAGAGCGGGCGAUUGGCGCUACACUUGCAUGGAGUCGCACACCUCGAGUGCUUCGCACUGGACAACCUUCAGGCGUUAUUCUGUGGACCCAACUGCCGAGCUCUGGCGCUUGCAUACGCGCUGUGCGAAAUGUGGUACCCCUCGCCAUACUAUGCUCCGACACCGGACAGUGGGACACAGCCUCUGGUCAUGGGUAUGUCUGAUGCGGAAGCGCAGCAGCACGGUCUACCCGUGCCAGCACCCGCCAUUGACCGCGCCCGUGACGCCGCGUACUACAGCUCUAAGUACACUGCAAAGACGAUUGAACGCAGCCAGGCGCACCUCACAUGUGCCGCCGUGGGCCGUGUACAGGACUUCAUGAUGGCAGGUCACCGACCCAGCGCCACCGGUGAUGGACCCAGCACGUUCGGCAACCUGUGUACCGUGAUGCUCAUCAUGGGUCCUCCGGGCACGGGCAAGACUCAGUUCGUACACACUCUACUGUGGUACACGUAUCAGCAUGACAGUCCCGACUGGGCCGCCACAUGUGCAUACUCCUGGGCUGCCGCGAUCGCCUUCAACACCNCAGUACACCGCAGCCUAUCGACCCACUCCAUGUUCGGCAUCUCAGCCAGUCAAAGCGGCUCCCGUGGCGCCAACCUUCCCAAGCGCGGCGCCCACGCCGGCCUUCAGGUCAAGCGCAACGUCGGUGAUGGGGCCGUCCUCAUCGACGAAAUUGGCAUGCAAAGCCACGAGCACCUCGGCGCCAUCAGCCACUCCUGUACAGCCAAUGUGCCGCCUCCACCACACCUUGGACCCGCCCAUCCCAGCAGCCGUGUCUUGUCCGGUCGCGUUGCUGGCGGAAUCGGCGACCUGCUGCAGCAUCCUCAGCCAGGCGGGUCGCCGCCAUACCGCUACGCCGCCAAUGUCGAACAAAACCCCCAGUUCAGUCCCUCGGCACCGUCAGCACAGUGCCGGCCGGCCUCGGUUGACGAACGUGGAGGUGACCAUGCUGACGGCAGCAACAAUGACGGCACUGAUGCCGAUGACGACACCGGCAACCGUCGCGCCACCACCUCCACACGUCGCACUCAUCGCCCCGUGCCACAAACGCACACCCGCCUACACGACGGCUUCAACCUGUACCGUCAGCUCGGCGGCACCGUAUUCAUGCUGCAGAAACAGCAGCGGCAAGACAACAGCCCAUCUGGCCAGCAGCUUACCCGCUUCGCAACCAUGUUCGGCGGCAUUCAACCCACUGAAGCACGUGUUGCAGAUCUAGUAGACGCACUCAACCAACGCGUCAUCACAGAUUUGUCCGAUCUCACAGACCUCGAACCCCGUGUCGUGCUGCAACGGAACGAACCCAGGCACGCGCUCAACACACGCCUCCUGAUGCUCCAGGCGCGCCGCAAAGGAGCGCGUUUGGUCAGCUGGAACGCGGACCACGUCCCGGUUAGGCAACAUGGCGCAACCCAACAACAGCCGCUCUCCCACGUCGAAAAGGCUGUCGCAAUGCGAGUAAAAGACGCCACCUUCGACCACACCACCGCCGACACUUGGUACUACGAGGGUGCACGCUACACCCUACUCGACACCACUGCUGCCGACGCUGGCGCGUGCCACAACAAUGAAGUCGAGGCGUGUGGCCUGCUUACCGACAGCCGUGAACCGCCCGACGACGGCCGCGGCCCGUACUGGCGCCUCCACUACCUACCUGCAGCCGUCUUG